AUGCGCAAUUCAGGAGCCAACACUUCGCGACCACUGCGACCUCGAGCUGCCCGACUUGCGCCAGACAACCCCCCGUCCGAAACUACCGUCAUCGGCCCCCUUCACGCCGCCGUCUCUUCCGCCUCCCAAGCGAUCCUUCGGUCAGACACCGCACUCGCUGCGUAUUGGGAAAAUAUCUGCACCGCGUUCAUCGCCUCUGGCAUCACCACGCCCUUCGCCGACUGGUUGACGCAGACCUUCGGCAAUCAGCACAAUCUCCUCACGCUCGUACGCGCUGCUUUCGCGACACAGUGGCGGCAUAUCGAGGAGUCGUGUUCCCGCGAGGAAGUAGGCCGAAGGAGAUCAGCAGCCCACCGCCUGGGUCUCGACGAAAUUUGGCUGCUCUACCUCUGGUUCGGUGCAUCGGUCCAGUCCCAGCGUUGUUGGAAGAAACUUCCUCCGGGUUCGGCAAUCUCAGCUCGCCAACUCUUCGUCGAGCUCCGCCGGAUUCGCGAGCAGCAACCCCGCGGAAAACAUUACCUGGAAAAGUCCUUCGGUCCUCGGGAAUUUGAGAUCGCCUGUGGUGCUCUGACUGCCCGAGGCACGAACCAACAGCCCGACACGCGAGGCGAGCAGGACAAGCAAGGCAAGCAAGAUAAGGAACAACGGCCAGUCGAGAAGCCGCAGCAAGUCGAGAAGCACCGUCGAGUCGCGGAGCUUUAUCGUCUAAUGGACGAGCGGCGUCAAGUCGAGGAACAACAGCGCGUCAAGGAGCAGCGACUCAAAGAACGAGCCGACGAGCAAGAAACCAGCAAGACAGGACGCCGUCAGAGCCAGCUACAACACGACGACUCCGGAUUUUUUGACGGGUCUUCGGACAACGAAAGCGACAAGCAACAACACGGAGACGACUCCGAGCUUUCCGGCGACACUGACACGGUCGACAUGGGAACACGAGCAUCCUCCGCGGCCGCGAAACGCACAACAUCUCCCCAAGAGCCGUCAACGGACGAGCCUGACCCCAAGAGUCAAGAUAUAGCCAAGAAAAUAUCGGCUGCCAGGUCAAAGCUGGACGCGGUGCAGGACGAUUGUGCGGCCAAGAAGUCGGAGUGGGAGGAGGUAGCGCAGUCGGAGACCUCUGCAAUGCUCACAUACAAGAAGGACAUCGAUGCUCGCGUCAGUUCAAUCAUGAGAGGAGACGUGCAGGGUUUUGACCGUAAAGAGGAAUCGGGGGAGGACGACGAGGACGAGGAUGCCAGAGGCCUUGGAGAGUUGGAGCAGGACCUCAAAGCGGCCGCCUCCAGGAAGCGAAAGGCCUCGCGACAGAUCGAGAGCCUGACGGCCAAGUCGCAGAGGCUGCACGAGAGUAGGGACACGAUGCUGGCGCAAUUUGAGAAGGCGCUGGAGGGCCAUCUGGAGAGGAUGAAGCAGGAAGAGGAAACCAUUGUAGGGCCUGGCGAAGACCGGUGA
Colletotrichum chrysophilum is the source of this 1449-nucleotide messenger RNA. RefSeq lists its product as uncharacterized. The transcript has 2 exons. NCBI's taxonomy places the organism in Eukaryota, Fungi, Ascomycota, Sordariomycetes, Glomerellales, Glomerellaceae. Bases 1 to 1449 code for a protein of 482 amino acids. The record is from RefSeq and is a predicted model, not a curated record.